Messenger RNA from Serpula lacrymans var. lacrymans S7.9, 1480 nucleotides. RefSeq lists its product as uncharacterized. Bases 10 to 1200 code for a protein of 396 amino acids. The transcript is spliced from 11 exons. NCBI's taxonomy places the organism in Eukaryota, Fungi, Basidiomycota, Agaricomycetes, Boletales, Serpulaceae. The record is from RefSeq and is a predicted model, not a curated record.
CUGAACACUAUGCUCAACGAUACAGCCUCGGAUGUACGAGUAGCAGCUGCGAAGGGUUUCGUGGCCUUGGCGAAGCAUGACGAAUGUCGAAGCAAGAUGAUUGAAUUUGGAUGUGCGGAUAGUCUCCGAAGAAUGUUGUGCGAUAUCAAAUCUGUGCCAGAUGAAACAUUUUUCGACAUUGUUGCAGAGCUGGUAAAAUAUGAGGAGAUUCGGAACAUGAUGCUGGAAUCUCAUUCCUCUGAAAAGCUGAAGGAAUCUCACCUCCUCGACAAGCUGAAGGAUAUGCUCCGAGUCGGUACUUAUGACUCGAAUGCACGACUAGUUUCUGCGAAGGGAUUCAAAAUUUUUGCGGAAUAUGAUAAUUGCCAAAGCAAGAUGAUUGAAAUUGACUUAAUGAAACUUCUUCAAAGUAUGCUCCAUAGCACCGAGUCAAGAGUAACAUCUCUUGAAAUAGUGACUGAAUUUGCAAAGCAUGCGAUCCUUCGAAAGAAGAUGCUAGAAUCUAAUUUUCUAAAGGACCUGCAAGAUAUAUUUUCCCUCCGAAAAUCAAAAGUGGAUAGCUACUCGAGUAUAAGUGAUAUAGAUAAUGACUCGAAUGUACGAGUCAUGUCUACGAAGGCAAUCACAGUCUUUGCAAAAUAUGAUGAAUGUCAAGGCGAGAUUAUUCGGAUUGACUUCCUGAGUUGUCUCCAAAAGACAUUUGGCCAUGCCGAGUGGACUUGUAGAGAAUCGGCCGUUGAAGCUGUUGGAGAAUUUGCAAAAUAUGAGAUACUCCGCCGUAAGAUGCUGGAAUCUCACUUUCUCGAGGAUUUAAAAAACAUGAUCCAUGAUGAGUCCUUACCUGUACGACUAGCAUCUGUGAAUGCAAUCGCAAUCUUCGCGAGCCAUGACGACCAAUGCGAUGUGAUUACCUUUGGCUUUGUGGAUUAUCUUUACCAGAUGUUCAAUGGUUCCAAUUGGAAAUCGAGACAAAUAUCUCUCAAUGCUGUCGCUGAAUGUGCACAUCACGAAAAACUCCGAAGCAAGAUGCUGGAAUCUCACUUUCUUGAGUAUCUGAGAUACUUGCUCGGUGAUAGUGACUGUGAUGUGCAACUAGCAUCGGCUAAGGCUAUCGUAGCCUUCGCAAAGCACGACAACUCUCGACGUGCAAUGAACGAAUUUUCCAUGCUGGAUCUUGCCCUUCAACGUCUUCAAAUGUAAGGCGAAGGAGUGCUGAGAUCGCAAAGACUUUGCGCUGUAUGAGACUCCGCACAACAAUGAAGCCUGAAUAUACGGCCAGUCUUAACGAGAUGCUUAGCGAUCAUAACAACGACUAUCCUAUCUGAAACACUUCGACUAGCCUCCAGUGAUAGGGCAUAUACUCGUAAAAUAUUUUGUAGCAUUCGUUGUCUCUUUUAUUAUGAUAGUGUAUGACACUAAUCCUUACAGCCCAAACUCAAUACCUUUUCACUUGUUUUUAUUAUAAUGCUAGCAUGAUCCU